Megalobrama amblycephala (Wuchang bream) is the source of this 2454-nucleotide messenger RNA. RefSeq names its product claudin-4-like. Gene Ontology annotation, molecular function: structural molecule activity. The transcript has a single exon. Gene Ontology annotation, cellular component: plasma membrane; bicellular tight junction. Gene Ontology annotation, biological process: bicellular tight junction assembly; cell adhesion. The coding region runs from base 499 to 1440 and encodes 313 amino acids. Lineage: Eukaryota; Metazoa; Chordata; Actinopteri; Cypriniformes; Xenocyprididae. The record is from RefSeq and is a predicted model, not a curated record.
GUCCCAUGGAAAAAAAGAAAGAAAGUCAUUCAAGUUCAAAACAACAUGACGGUAGAAUAAUUAUAGCAUCAAUUAUGAACUUUUCAUGGGAUACAGGGGCUGCCUCAUUGGUCAGAUCUCAAACAGAAAGACAAAAGCGUGAGAUCGAAACUUCAUCUGGAUACCUGAAUGCAGAAACACCUGAGCCCUUUUCAGGAGUCCAACGCAGAUGUCCAAAUUUCCUCUUUUUACAUGACCCGCCCACAUUGUCCAAGGAAUCUGGUUAGUCUGGUAGCAUGUGGACUAAUGGAGGCAUGGUCUGUGCACUGCACACGCCUCCCCAGUCAUUCUCUCUCUUUUUAGCAUACAAACACCUCAUCACUGUCACCAGAGUGAAAGCUGAGCUGCAGACAGGAAUGAGUGAAGAAGGAAACAAGGCCUUCAAAAAGGCUUUAACUGUUGAAAGGAACGAAGAGGCCUCAGUAUAGCAGUGGACGUGUAUAAUUUAACCCCAGCGAGAUGGCUUCCCUUGGCAUGCACAUGCUGGCGAGUGCCUUGGCCUUACUGGGAUGGACUGGAGCCCUCCUGUCCUGCAUCAUGCCAAUGUGGCGUGUGACAGCCUUCAUUGGAACCACCAUUGUCACCUCAGAGACCAUGUGGGAGGGCAUUUGGAUGAGCUGCGUGAUACAAAGCACAGGCCAAAUGCAGUGCAAACCGUACGAGUCCACGCUCGCAUUAAGCUCAGAUCUGCAGGCCGCUCGGGCUCUCACGGUCAUGUCCAUCCUUUUAGGAGCGGUGGGCCUUGUUUUGGCCUUCAUCGGAGGAAAAUGCACCAUUUUCAUGGGCGGUUCCAAAAGAUCCAAAGCCAGAAUUGCAACAGCGGCCGGUGUGACGUUGAUCGUCGCUGGAAUUCUCUGCAUUAUCCCUGUCUCCUGGUCGGCUGGCAUUGUGGUACAAACGUUUUACAACCCGCUGAUGACCAAUUCGCAGCGCAGGGAGAUUGGCGGUGCCAUUUAUGUUGGUUGGGGUGCAUCUGUCGUCCUCAUGUUGGGUGGAGGAAUGUUGUGCACCACCAUCUGCAAAGACAAAACAGAGGAUGACAGCGGUCCUUCAGUGAAGUACCUGAUCGUGCGCUCGUCGCAGGCAGGGUCCAGCAGGGCCGGCUCGCAGAGGAUGCGCCCCAUCUCUGUGAGGUCGAUGCAGAGUGCCACUCCAUCUGUGAGGUCCCAAUGGAGUCAGAAAGUCCCAAUGAAUCAGGGUAGACCUCCCUCCACAGACUCCCACCAGAGCAAGCCAUCAACUACAAAGUCCCAGCUUGCCAGAGCCGAAUCGAUGCCAGAGUCUGAGCAGGACAAGGGGGCGUGGACAAAGUCCCAGCUGAUUGAUGAUGGUUUGGAUCAAAUGCUGGCCCCCUCUGAAUCUAGCGAGACACCUGAAGAUGCUCCAAAGACAUACAUUUGAUUAAGAAGACAAUGAAAAUGCAAGAUCUGUGUUGACUGAGGGACUUACAUGGACUUGGACAGUCAUAUACCUGCUACAGCACUGUGAAUGAGGAAUUAUUGGUCAAAUGAAGAAACUAAGAAUUUAGUGGAUGAACAUUAUUAUGUAAAAUUGAUAAUGAUCACAUUUUCUUUUUUGAUUUUUUUUAGAGAAUUGGAGGCACUUUAGGAAAUGCAGCUAAUUGAGAUGAAGAUUUGCACUGUGAUUACACUCAGACCUCAGCAGUCAAGAUUAUUAUUGUUGUUUUAUAGUUCAUUUUAAUAGCUUUGAUACAUUUUAUGUGUUUAAUGUGUAUAUUUACAAUAAAUAAUGUAUAUUCAUGAUUGUAUGUGGUAAAAUGUUUCCUCCUCAUGUUAUAUACAUAUAUAAUGUCAUGAAUAAAAUGGCUGUCAGUAGUUAGCACAGUUUGUUCUGCUUUGUAAUGUAAAAAACAAAACCUGACGCCGCUUCAACAAACAUAUGGAAAUUCGUCAGUUUCAUUUUGUGUUUUUUUUUUUACCUGCUAAGAAUCUAAAAUGAACAUACUUUUGGUUGAAAUACUCAUAUGAAAGCACUGCUAUGACCUUGGCCACACAUGUGGUCUUUUAGAGAUGGACAAUGGUUUGGUUCAAAUGUUACAAGAGAGGGAAAAGAACACUUGCUUCAUUGUUAGCUAUUCUUGUGUCAGCUCAAGCCUUGAAUGAAACGGCAGAUCCAGGCCAAACCGGUUCAACAGAAAGUAUCACCUCAUGAAAACGCUUUGCAUAUUGUUGGGACACAGUGUUUAAAAAGAUCUCAGUGUGCUAUAAUGAAGCUAUUCUUCAGUUUUACUUAAAACCUUAGUUGAAUUAGGUGUUACAAGUUAUGUAGUAUGAAGUCAACACUUCCUGAAUGACUUUUUAUUCUCUUAUAAUAUUUGUUUGGUCAAAACACUGUCAUUGCACCUGUUCUUAACUUUUCUAAAGGGAAAAGGGAGCUAAUAAAUAAUCAAAACUG